AUGCUCUAUGUAUUUCGAGUAGAUAUUGGCGAAACUUAUACAUUUGAAACUGAUUUAGCAUUUCAAGAUGUAAAAACAUUGAAAUCAACUAUUGAACGUGAACAUGCAAUAGCACCAUCAAAACAAAUUUUAAUUAUAAGUGGCGGGGAAUUAUUAGAUGAUGAUGCUGUACAAGUUUGUAUGAAAACACGUGAAACAUGUGCUGGAACAGAAGAAAAUCCAAUAUAUCUUUUGGAUAAAUCACAUUUAGAACGACCACGUCCAUUGCAAUUACCAUUAACAUCUAAUAGUAUAUCAAUAUUGGAUAAUGUAACUGUUGAAAAAUGGUUAGCUAUGCCAUCUACAUAUGAAACAAUUGUUCAACGGGCUGAUACUGCACAAACUUAUAACAGAUAUGCACAAAAAAUAGUUGAAAAUUGUGAACGAUUUAUUCGUGAUCAACAAGCGCAAUAUCAAGGAUGGAUGGCAGUUAUUGCUAAUAUUGAAGAUACACUUUCGAGUUUUUUACUUAAUCGAAAUUCAUUUGAUCGUUCAUAUCAAAAUUAUUUAUCUGAAAGAUCAUCAUAUUUAGAACUAUUUCAAAAUUUACCACAUUCAAUUGAAAUUCUACAUCAAUUAAAACUUCCAAAUAAAUUAAUAUCUUUAAUAGAAAAUUCAAAUUUAAUCUAUCAUAAAUCAACUGUAUCAUCAUCAACAUCAUCCUCGUCAAUUAGUUUAGCAGCAACAACAAGUACAAAUUUAUUAACACAAAAUGAGAAUGAUAUUCAAAUUACAGGAGAUAUGUCUUUAUUUGAAUGGAUUACUGCUCAGUUAGCUAAUAUGAAUGUCGAUGAUAUUAUCAGUGGAUGUACAAAUAUUAUUGAUGAAUGUACAGAUGAACUUUUAUCUAAAAUGAAUAAUGAAAUUGAUGAUUUAUCCAAGAAAAUCUCCAAUCAUGAAUUAAAACAUAUGAUUGGUAUAGAAGAACGAUUUGCACUCUUACAAAAUGAAUUAACAGGUGCAAAACAGUUUCAACAUGAACAAAAAGAUUGUGCUGAGUAUCUUGUUAGUCAACGACAAAGAUUUAGUUCAAAUGUUGGUAAUCAAAGAGAUUUUGCUUUAAUAAAAGAUAUAUCUGGAAUUCAUUCACAAAAUUUAAGUGAAAUUGCAAAACGACAUAAUAAAUUAAUUGAAAUAGAAAAAAGAGUUCGAAAAUCUAAACAAGAUAUUAUCGAUCAAUUACAUCGAAGAUUUAAAAAUAUGAUGCUUCUUCAACGACAUUUAGUUGAUUAUGAUGCAAAACAAUCAUUAUAUAUUCAUAAAUUAAAUCGAACAAAAAAAACGAUGUCAUUUUUAUAUCAACUUAAUCAAGCACCAAAUCUUUAUUAUUCAUUUUUAAAUGAAUGUGUUAGACGAAAACAAUAUUCCAAUAUUUUUAAUCAAUUUUCCGAAACAAUUCAUCAUAAAUCAAAAAAUGUUCAUAAUGAUGAAGUAUCCAAACGAGAACAGUUUAUUAAGCAGUAUGAACCACAUUUUCUUUUUAAUUUAUUACCAACUCUUAAAGUCUUACCAUCAUUUUUUAUUAAAGAACCAUUAUUAUUAUUGGAUACAAACUUACCUGAUAUAACUUUAGCUGAAGUUGAUCAGAUAUUUGAUAGAUUUCCUGAAGUUAAACAACAGACAAGUGAAACAACAAUGAUUGAUCCUUCAAUAAAUCUUGCUUCACUGAUUCGUUGUACUCAAACAUUUCAUGAAGAAAAACAUCCAUUGAUAACGACACCACUUUCAGUAUUUAUUCCAUUAACAACAACAAUCGUUCAUGAAGAUACACCAAAACAAUUACCAUCACCAACAAAUAGUAGUAGUCGAUCAACAGUUGUUCGUUCUCAAUCAUCAUCUGAUGUUGAAUCACCUGGUGAACAAGUUAUGACACAAACAUUAUCAGAACAAACUGUACAAAAUAAUUUCCUUCCACAAACAGAUGAAGAACAAUCAAAUAUUGAAAAUGAACAAAAUAAUGAUGAAAUAUCUUCAGAAAAAGAAAAUAGUUCAAUGACAAAAUCUUCCUCAGAUAUUCAAGAAACAUCCCCAUCAACAAUAAGUGUAACAACAAAUACAACAAGUAAUAAUGAAGAAGAAGAUGAUUAUAUUCAAUGUAGUCUUGAAGCAGUUUAUACAUCAACUGAAAUGGCUGUUUCACCUCCACAACGUCCUUGUGUAUCUCAACAAACAGAUAAUGAAUAUACACAAUCUAUUAUCAAUGAAUUUCAUUUAUUAAAAAAUCAAUGUGAACAAACUAAAACUAUUCAGCAUGAUUUAAUAUUAAAUUAUCAUGAAACAAUUUCAAAAGUUAUAACAAGUCUUCAACAAUCAAAUCAUGAACAUCAAAAACAAAUUGAAUUAUUACAAUCAGAAAUUAAUAAUCAUAUUCAAGAUAAUGAAACAUUGAAAAUGCAAUAUGAAAUAAGUGAACAAUUAAAACAAGAAUUAACAAUAAAAUAUUCAACAUUAGAAACAAAUUUUGAUGAAUUUCGUCGUACAUCUGAUAUUGAAACAUCACAAAUAGUUAAAGCAUUACAAUCAGAUUUUGAAUUUGAAUUAGAAAAAGUUCGUAGUGAACAUCAAGAUACGCUUAAUCAAAUGAAAUCUGAACAAGAAAAAAAACAAAUUCUAACAACAACAAUUGAAAUACAAACAGAUGAAUAUCAAACAUUAGAUAAACAAACAAGUGUGAUGAAUUUAUUAAAUAAUCAAGAUCAAUCAACAGAAACAAUACAAAUAUUAUUUAAUGAACAAUUUACUCAAACAUCUGAUGAUGAUCAUAAUGAUGAAACAAGUAUGCGUCGUUUAACAACAAAAGAUCAACAAAAACAAUUUAAUUUAGCUAUACAACGUGCGGUACAAAAUGCAACAAGUGGACCAAAGAAACAAAUUGUACAAUUAGAACAACAAUUAGCUGAUAAACGUAUUAAAAUUCUUAAAUUAAAAGAAUGUAUUAAAAAAUUACAAAAUUUUUAUACAUUAUCAUCAACACCACCACCUUUACUUCCAUCUGUUACUAGUUCAAUGAUUACAUCAUCAACAACUGAUGAUGAACAACAAUUAAAUAAAGAUGAUGAAGAUAAUACACCCGAUGAAACAAUAUCAACAACACCAACAACACCAACAACAACGACAACAACAACAACUAGACAAGCAUUUCUUAAACGUAGUGAACCUAUUUCAAUGCCAAGUACCUUCAUUGUUCAGAGUAUGUUAGCUGCUGGAAAUGCGGCAUCAUCACCUAAAACUGAACAACCAAUAUCAGCAACAGUAAAUAGUCUUUUAAUGGAAACAUGUUUUAAAUCAUCACCAGGUGAUUCAAGUGCUGCUGUUGAAUUAUAUACACCAUUUGCUGCAUCACCACCAAAUAAUUUAAUGCAUCCAUUAUCACCCCAAGCAUCUCUUCCUAUUUCUUCAAUUAGUAAUUCAUCACAAUCAAUAUCAAAUAUAUCACGUCUAUCAACAAAUUCAUCACCACAAGCAACACCUAUUGCUUUUUUUACUGUUAAUCGAUCUGAUCAUGUUAUUAUUUAUUUUGAUCAAACAUAUCAACAUUAUAUGAUUUAUACUCAUUUACCAACACUUCAUUUUAUACAUUCUGAUUGUUAUGAAUCAUUUAAUAUUCAACAAAGACAAAAUUUAAUUCAACAACAACAAAUCAAUACGACAACAACAACAACAACAACAGCUGCAUCAUCAAGUGGUAUGGAUUCAACUUCUGGUGAUAAUGGAAAUAGUUCAACAAAUAUUCCAACACUUAUAAAUACAUCUAUGAUGAAUUCAACAAUGUUUGGAAUAAAUGGAUUAAAUCUAUCAACAACACCAUUACUUGGUCAAGUUACUGAUAAAGAAUAUUGUCAAGCUAAAAAACCAAAUAAUCGUUUUAAUGUACCAUUAAGUACAAAAUUCUAUCGAGUUCGUGUUAAACCAUGGAAACCAACUAUGUCAUCAAGCUAA
Molecule: messenger RNA, 3978 nt
Organism: Adineta steineri
Lineage: Eukaryota; Metazoa; Rotifera; Eurotatoria; Adinetida; Adinetidae
Source: the annotation of a GenBank genome assembly